Messenger RNA from Drosophila subpulchrella, 952 nucleotides. RefSeq lists its product as uncharacterized. Bases 200 to 925 code for a protein of 241 amino acids. The record is from RefSeq and is a predicted model, not a curated record. The transcript has 4 exons. NCBI's taxonomy places the organism in Eukaryota, Metazoa, Arthropoda, Insecta, Diptera, Drosophilidae.
UUAUAGUCUAUGCAAGUGGCUGGCAGCUAUCUUGGGAUCUUAACAUUCAAGUCGUCUAAAGUUAUGGGGGAAAAAGUGCAAUGAACCUAGGUGACUGGCGAAUUGGGUUAGCACAUGCAAGUGUUGUGCGGGUUCCUGGAUUUGUGUCACCCUCGAGCGCAAUUAAAAUCAAUAGAGCGUGGCGAAAUCAUUCAGGCUUAUGACAGGAACAGGACAUUCCCGCAGGACACUGGUCAGUUGUAUUUGUUGCUGUCGCGUGGAAAGUUCAACCAUGGAGCUGCGCCGGAAAAUCGCUUGGCGAAUUCUGCCCCUCUUCCUGUUGGCUUUUCUGCUAACGGUGGGCGAGGCCUAUCUGAAGAGUGUCCGGGUGGAUGAGAUACCCUUUGCAGGCAGGAAGGUCCAGGUCCUGACCAGCCGUCGGUCCAGCGGCAUCCAUCUCAUCUCCAGUCUGGAGCAUCAGCGCGCUUUUCUGCACCUGUUCCAUGUGCCCUACAUAAUUUGCUUCUACGCCGCCAAAGGAAAGUGGCCGUAUGUGCCGGGGUUUAUGAAGUACCGCGUUGACAAUGCAGCUCGCAGCUUUUUCCACCAAAACGACAGUUUUAUUAAACAAUUUUGCACCAAGUGGAUUCAGGUCAAGGAGUGCUUUCGACCCCUAUUCGACAAAUCAAAUACCACCACAGAUGUGGAGGUGGAGACACUGAAUGCCAAGUUUCAGAAGGGACAGAUUUGCAACUGCGACAAGCUCCUCUCAACAGAGCCUCCUGUGCCGGUUGUCUACUUCGAUAAGAACUACAUUGGAAACGUGAGUUCGGAGACCAUUUUGACCACCAUUGAGUUUCUGGAGAGUUUCCUGCCACCGCCCACUAAAAAGCACAAGCGCAAGAACCGCGUGCGUGGACGCCUGGAUGAUAUGGAUAUUGAUUAGAAAUCAGACCCUAACUGUUUUUACUUU